Messenger RNA from Didymodactylos carnosus, 1212 nucleotides. NCBI's taxonomy places the organism in Eukaryota, Metazoa, Rotifera, Eurotatoria, Philodinida, Philodinidae. The record is from the annotation of a GenBank genome assembly.
AUGAUGCAACUAUCGUCACUAACACUUCGUAAGACAUUAAGCGACUUCGCUGACAAGACGGCUCCGAACACUUUUGACCAAGUCGCUAGCAUACUUGCAAACGAGUUGAAAGUAACCAAUAUUCUUACUAAACUUGAUCUUGAAGGGAACCAAAUAUCUGAGAGAGGAGGUGAAGCGUUGGCAGAAGCGCUGAGACUAAACAACACUCUGACUCAACUUGAUCUUAGAGGCAAUCAGAUGUGCGAUCGAGGCUGCGAAGCACUGGCAGAAGCACUAAAAGUAAAUCACAGUCUGAUUCAGCUGGAUCUUAGCUGGAACCGAAUAUCCGAGAGAGGAGGUGACGCACUGGCGGAAGCACUAAAAGUAAACAAUAGUCUCACUCAACUCAGUCUUGAAGGAAACGAUAUACGCGAUAAGGGUGGUGAAGCACUCGGAGAAGCACUAAAAGUAAAUAACACUCUCACUAAGCUACAUCUUGCAAAGAACGACAUGCAGCACAGAGGUGGUGAUGCAUUGGCAGAAGCGCUAAAAGUAAACAAUAGUCUCACUCAACUUGAUCUUAGAUGGAACCGAAUAUCCGAGAGAGGAGGUAACGCACUGGCGGAAGCACUAAAAGUAAACCAUAGUCUCACUCAACUCAGUCUUGAAGGAAACGAUAUAUGCGAUAAAGGUGGUGAAGCACUCGGAGAAGCACUAAAAGUAAAUAACACUCUUACUAAGCUACAUCUUGCAAAGAACGACAUGCAGGACAGGGGUGGUGAUGCAUUGGCAGAAGCGCUAAAAGUAAACAAUAGUCUCACUCAACUUGAUCUUAGAUGGAACCGAAUAUCCGAGAGAGGAGAUCUUGCAAAGAACGACAUGCGGGACAGAGGUUGUGAUGCACUGGCAGAAGCACUGAAAGUAAACAAUAGUCUCACUCAACUUGAUCUUAGGUGGAACAGAAUAUCCGAGAGAGGAGGUAAAGCACUGGCAGAAGCACUCAAACUAAAUAACAGUGUGAUUCAACUUGAUCUUGAAGGGAACGACAUGCGGGAGAGAGGUGGCAAAGCACUCGGAGAAGCACUAAAAAUAAACAACGCUCUCACUCAAUUUGAUCUUAGGUGGAACAGAAUAUCCGAGAGAGGAGGUAAAGCACUGAGAGAAGCAUUGAUAGAAGGUGAAAGAGUCGUUCUGUAGAAUGAUUCGGGAGUGGCGUUAUUUGAUUUUUUGUUG